UUCGGGUGCCCGUGGGCAAAAGAGGGAAAGGAGUUAUUGUUUUCUUUCUGCUUUUUAAUGAAGUUUACCCUGUCGCUCUUUCAGGAAAAUGUUAGUAGCUUGGAAAAACUUUGCAAAGCACUGCGGAUCUGCCACAGAGGGAGUGAAUUCAUGAGGAAAGGAGGAUCAGAGAAUGAUGGCUGAAUCUCCGUCAAGGCAUCCCGGCUUUGGCAAUUCCGGGAAGAGUUUUCUUAUUGAUAAUCUGCUGCGUCCUGGCAAUAAAUCACCUGCUCCUCAGAUCAUACCUGACGCUGCUCAGAAAAGAUGCUAUCCCGGGUUGGUGUGUCGGCCGAUCGGUCUGGCUCUGAAGGGCACAUGGGGACCCACAUAUGGAGCUCAGAGUCAUCUGCAAGAGACAGAGACACUCAAACCACAUUCAGUGAUGAUGCUGUGUGCAUCUCCUCUCAUUCACCCCUGCUGCGGCAGCUCCACACCACUGACCUGCACUCCUCCUCUCCUCUCCAGCUCCAAGGGUUCAAGUUGUGCAGUGUGGAGUCCAGGAUCGAGCCCUAAACCCCAUAGAGGAAUCCUGAGGAGAGCAGUGUUCUCAGAGCAGCAGAGGAAAGAGCUGGAGAGAACGUUCCGCAGACAGAAAUACAUCAGCAAAACUGACCGCAGCAGACUGGCCACACAACUUUGUCUGAAAGAAACACAGGUGAAGAUUUGGUUCCAGAACCGCAGGAUGAAGUGGAGGAACUCAAAGGAGAGAGAGAGUCUGAGCACACGGCCAGCUAUGGAGGAGCUGCUGCUCAGGAGCAUUUCGGACGGAGAGGGAGAAACGGAACACACAUGCAUACCCCUCCGAGUGCCACAGAGUCAUCACAGCCCCGCAGCAGCAGCUGACAAAUGCUCAAGAGAUCUCACACAUCAGGCUGCUCACAGUGUCCAGAGAUAAGAAACGUGUGCACAUCUCUCUGUGCUUCACUGAGCUUGUGAAACAAAGGUUUCUACAUGUGUUAAGAAGCAGUGCAGCAACACAAACCUGUAAAUAUGUCUUCACAGACAGCCAAAGCAGACUUUGUUUCUGUUGUAUAGGACUGUAUGCUUUUAUUGAGUGUACUCACACACUAAUUCACUGUACUAACUGUGCUGUAACUGAAUACAAAAAUGAUUGGUGAAUAGUAAAAAUGCUAAUGUGAUCACAUGGACAUAUGACUUUUGUAUGACUGUGUCAUGCAGAACACCGAGUACCUUACAGUAGUGAACAAUAACAAUGGAACAUUGUGAAUUAGACAUGCUUUUACUUGUAAUCUCUCAUGAUGUUGAUGUAAUGUUACCUGUAUAUAAUGUUUAAUGAUCUCUGACAUGAAAGACAAAAAAGAUAUUGAA
Messenger RNA from Pygocentrus nattereri (red-bellied piranha), 1368 nucleotides. RefSeq names its product developing brain homeobox 2 (gene dbx2). The record is from RefSeq and is a predicted model, not a curated record. The transcript is spliced from 4 exons. The coding region runs from base 173 to 934 and encodes 253 amino acids. Gene Ontology annotation, biological process: regulation of transcription by RNA polymerase II. Gene Ontology annotation, molecular function: DNA binding; DNA-binding transcription factor activity, RNA polymerase II-specific. NCBI's taxonomy places the organism in Eukaryota, Metazoa, Chordata, Actinopteri, Characiformes, Serrasalmidae.